This is a messenger RNA of Arthroderma uncinatum, 1572 nucleotides long. RefSeq lists its product as uncharacterized. The record is from RefSeq and is a predicted model, not a curated record. Gene Ontology annotation, biological process: transmembrane transport. NCBI's taxonomy places the organism in Eukaryota, Fungi, Ascomycota, Eurotiomycetes, Onygenales, Arthrodermataceae. Gene Ontology annotation, molecular function: transmembrane transporter activity. Gene Ontology annotation, cellular component: membrane. The transcript is spliced from 2 exons. The coding region runs from base 1 to 1572 and encodes 523 amino acids.
AUGUCUAUCGACGAAAAACCGACCCACCAAAGCUCGGAGUCUAGCAGCGGAGAGCUAGGACGCAGUGAUGAUUCGGAGGCGAAUAGUACAGAUUGUGCUUAUGAUCUGGAUGGCCUCCUAGCGCUAGGAUAUGUUCCUGAGCUCAAACGAAACCGGUCCUUACUCACACUCCUAGCCCAAUGUCUCGCAAUCGCAACGGUACCCUAUGGCGAAGGCGGGCCUCUUCUGAGUGCUAUAUACGGCGGUGGACCACGAGCAAUCUUCAUCGGGUGGCUAGCUGUCAUGGUGCUUGACCAAUGCGUUGCCUUCUCCCUCGGCGAAUUGGCAUCGCGGUACCCAACCUCCGGAGGCCCGUAUUACUGGUCGUUCCAGCUCGCACAGAAGCACAAAAUCGUCCUGUCGUUCAUUAAUGGAUGGAUAUGGUUGAUUGGAACAUGGACGAUAACGCUUUCUGUCAAUUUCGGGUUUGCGGGACUCAUCGGCGCAACCGUGACCAUGUAUCAUCCAGAUUGGUCUGCGAAUAGUUGGCAGCUGUUGCUGAUAUUCUUCCUUAUGUGCAUCCUUGUGUUCGUCAUCUGCGCAUUUGGCAACCGGUAUCUUCCCAAGGUGGAUAUGGUAUGUGCUACAUGCACCAUUAUAACCAUUAUAAUCGUCCUCAUUGCACUAUCAGUCAAGGCUGGAGCAGGUCGUCACAGCAUCAGUUACGCCCUAGCACAUUAUGAUACCUCCUUCUCCGGCUGGGGAGGGUUUACUUUCUUCAUCGGCCUACUCCCGGCAGCAUACACCUUCUCCGCCAUCGGAAUGAUAUCCUCCAUGGCCGAAGAAGUGUCUGAUCCCUCCGUCACAGUCCCCAGGGCAAUGAGCCUCUGCAUCCCCAUAGCCGGCACUACGGGGAUUUUCUUCAUCCUACCAAUCUGCUUCACCCUCCCGCCGCUGGCAGACAUCAUCAGCAAGUCCCCCGGCGGUCAAGCGCUGCCAUAUAUCUUCAGUGUCGUCAUGGACUCACCGCACGGCGGGCUCGUCCUUAUGGUCCUAAUCUUUAUCCUCGUCCUUCUUUGCGAUAUAAGUGUCACUGUCGCCGCGUCCCGCACCACAUGGGCAUUCGCACGAGACGACGCCAUCCCUCUAUCUCACAUAUGGUCCCGGGUUAAUAAGAAAUCAGGCGUCCCUGUCAAUGCCCUGAUUCUGCUAACCUUGGUGCAAAUGCUCCUUGGUCUGAUAAAUAUUGGGAGCACCAGUGCGUUUACUGCAUUUGUAUCAGUGGGGGUCAUUGCAUUGGCGAUCAGCUAUGCAAUCCCUAUCGGUAUCAGUCUGUAUUAUAAGCGCAGUGAAGUGCUCAAGGCAAAAUGGAAUUGUGGACCCGUCCUGGGAGCGGCGGCCAAUGUCAUCGCCCUUGCUUGGAUUGCGUUCGAGUUGGUUCUAUUUAGCAUGCCGACUGCUCUGCCAGUUACUCCGGUUUCGAUGAAUUACUCGUCCGUGGUGUUUGUUGGUUUCUUGGUCCUGUCAGCAGUGUGGUAUUUCCUUUAUGCAAAGACAUCAUACAAGGGUCCACCCGCUUCGGAAGGAAUAUGA